Gracilinanus agilis (Agile Gracile Mouse Opossum) is the source of this 1182-nucleotide messenger RNA. RefSeq names its product solute carrier family 38 member 11 (gene SLC38A11). NCBI's taxonomy places the organism in Eukaryota, Metazoa, Chordata, Mammalia, Didelphimorphia, Didelphidae. The transcript is spliced from 10 exons. Gene Ontology annotation, biological process: amino acid transmembrane transport. Bases 1 to 1182 code for a protein of 393 amino acids. Gene Ontology annotation, molecular function: amino acid transmembrane transporter activity. The record is from RefSeq and is a predicted model, not a curated record.
AUGGGGGAUUGGCUACAGAAGGAGGCAGCUGCAGGCGCUCUGGCAGAGGCAGACCUGGGAAUCCAAGCAUCUGACCAAUAUGCCUCCCUCUCCAGCAUAAUGAACCUGGUCACCUCUCUACCAAUGGGCUACCAGGGACAGCGGCUUUGCAGCUCACCAAAGAGAGACUUUGAUGACAAGGAAGCUCUGGUUUCUGAACAUAAACUAAAAGAAAAGGGAAAUUUUCGGCAGUCCUCUGCUAUUUUUAAUGUUGUCAACUCAAUCAUAGGAUCAGGAUUAAUAGGGUUACCUUAUUCAAUGAAGCAAGCUGGUCUUCCUUUAGGAAUACUACUUUUAUUUUGGGUCUCUUACGUGACAGACUUUUCCCUUAUUUUAUUAAUAAAAGGAGGAGCCCUUUCUGGAACAGAUAGCUAUCAGUCUCUGGUCCACAAAACAUUUGGUUUUCCAGGGUAUCUACUCCUCUCAUUUCUUCAGUUUUUAUAUCCUUUCAUUGCUAUGAUUAGCUAUAACAUAAUAACAGGAGACACUCUAGGCAAAGUUUUUCAAAGAAUUCCUGGAGUUGAUCCUGGGAACUUUUUCAUUGGCCGCCACUUCAUUAUUGGGCUCUCCACAGUUGCCUUUUCCCUUCCUUUAUCCUUGUUCCGUGACAUAGCAAAGCUGGGAAAGGCAUCCCUUAUUUCUGCAGUUUUAACUGCAAUGAUCCUGACAUUUGUAAUUAUUAGGGCAUUUACCCUAGGUCCAUACAUUUCCCGAAAUGUAAUUGCUAAUGUUUUCUUCAGUGGGAACCUUUCAAAAAUUUCCCAUGUUAUAGUGACAACAGUCAUCAUUACUAUGGCUACACUAGUGUCACUGAUGGUUGAUUGUCUUGGGAUCGUGCUGGAGUUCAACGGUGUCCUCUGUGCAGCUCCACUUAUUUUUAUUAUCCCAUCAGCUUGUUAUCUGAAACUCUCUGAAGAAAGAUGGAUCCACCCAGAUAAGAUUAUGUCCGGUGUGAUGCUUUUUAAUGGUGUGGUUGUGAUGGUAGUUGGAUUUGUCAUGACAAUUCUGUAUCCCCAAGACUGCAGCCAUGGACAGGAAAUGGCCUAUUGCUCAUCCACAAAUGCCUCAUUCUUCAAUAUCUCAUUCUCUUCUCUUGAACCAACAAUACAAUCAUCUGUUUUGAAUAUUAGUACUUUCCAGUAA